This is a messenger RNA of Chelmon rostratus (copperband butterflyfish), 3185 nucleotides long. RefSeq names its product solute carrier family 35 member F6 (gene slc35f6). Gene Ontology annotation, molecular function: transmembrane transporter activity. The record is from RefSeq and is a predicted model, not a curated record. Gene Ontology annotation, cellular component: intracellular membrane-bounded organelle; membrane. Bases 83 to 1219 code for a protein of 378 amino acids. The transcript has 6 exons. NCBI's taxonomy places the organism in Eukaryota, Metazoa, Chordata, Actinopteri, Chaetodontiformes, Chaetodontidae. Gene Ontology annotation, biological process: transmembrane transport.
UAACAACCUGGGUGUUAAAGUACAAUAACACAAGUUGGUGGUCGUCUGUGCCCCUUUUCUUUGUCCCAUUCACACGUUCAGCAUGGCGUGGACGAAGUACCAGCUGUUCCUUGCGGGACUUAUGCUCACAACUGGCUCCAUCAACACAUUAUCGGCAAAAUGGGCUGACAUGUUCUCAGCGAAGGGCUGCAAUGAUGACCCUGACCAUGCCUUCUCUCACCCUUUUGUACAGGCGGUGGGUAUGUUUCUGGGUGAGUUAAGCUGUCUUGCAGUCUUCUACAUCUUACUUUGCCACGACAGACGAAGCCCAGAGCCCAAGAUGAACCCGGGCCAGAGCUUCAACCCUCUCCUCUUCUUCCCGCCCGCCAUGUGUGACAUGACGGCCACCUCCAUCAUGUAUGUUGCUCUCAACAUGACCAGCGCCUCCAGCUUCCAGAUGCUGCGCGGAGCCGUCAUCAUCUUCACCGGCCUGCUCUCUGUGGCGUUCCUGGGGCGGCGCCUGGUAGCCAGUCAGUGGCUCGGCAUCCUCACCACCAUCCUGGGCCUGGUGAUCGUGGGCCUCGCCGACUUCUUCAGUGGGCACCGCGACGACACGCACAAACUCAGCGACGUCAUCACGGGAGACCUUCUGAUCAUCAUGGCUCAGAUCAUUGUUUCAGUGCAGAUGGUCCUGGAGGAGAAGUUUGUCUACAAACAUGACGUCCACCCUCUUCGGGCUGUUGGCACUGAAGGUUUCUUCGGGUUCUUAGUCCUGUCGCUCCUCCUCAUCCCCAUGUACUUCAUCCACGUGGGCAACUUCAGCGACAACCCUCGCCACGUCCUGGAGGACGCGCUGGACGCCUUCUGUCAGAUCGGCCACCAGCCCCUCAUCCUGUUGGCUCUGCUGGGCAACACCGUCAGCAUCGCCUUCUUCAACUUCGCCGGCAUCAGCGUCACCAAAGAGAUCAGCGCCACCACCCGCAUGGUGCUGGACAGCCUGCGUACGCUGGUCAUCUGGGUGGUGAGCCUGGCGCUGGGUUGGGAGCAGUUUCACGGCCUGCAGGUGCUGGGCUUCCUGGUCCUGCUGGUGGGCGCGGCGCUCUACAACGGACUGCACCGCCCCCUGCUGGCCAGGAUGCCGUGCUGCGCCGCGAUGGUGAACGCAGGGGAGGAGAACAGCCCGGCUGAAAGGGAGAGACUGCUGGGUGACGGCAGCGUGCAGGCUGGUGACGAGAACUAGAGGUAACAGUGAACUGGACUGUCCUCCAGAGGCGCUGCACCUUUCACGUACGCUGUCACCGAUAGUCUCUUUUUAAGUACUGUUUUUGUUCACACCUCAGAUUUUAACUGACCUCACACAGUGUUGAAAGAUGCGGGAGUGUGCAAGAACUGUUAAAGGAGUAGUUCCACAUUUUGGGAAAAUGGACACGAGUUCAAACAAGUUCCCAGAUUGUUCAGUUAUUCCUUCAAUUAAACAGCUGGUAGUUUAGAAACAAAGCAGGAAAUAACCUAAAGCCAGUGUCAACAUUUACUCCUGACUCUCUUGUAUAUUUUUUAUUUUUUAAAAAGGAACUUGAACUGACUUAGUGCUAAAUCACGAAAGCAAAAUAUGAGAAUGUACAUAUUACAUCCUUUUGAAGGUUUAUGCAGAUUUUCUUAAAUUGAUGGAUUAAUGUCUUGAAUGAUUUUAGUGUCUGUUCAAAUGGUCGUGGAUGCAAACUUAAUGGCUGGUUUCAUUUUGUAUGAUUGUGCCAAAGUGUUUUCAGUGUGUGCACCGUGUGCCAGUUCACUGCCUUGUGAAGGCACGGCUAUAGUUCAGCAUUUGCUUUGUCAUCAAACUGCAUUUUUUCUUAAUCUCACUGUAGGUGGACAUCUCCUGUGAGCAGAUUUUAAAGAACGCGUCUGUAUAUUUGCUCUCUGAUUCGUGUGGAUUUAUUCGCACAGAUGGACGUGUGUGAAAAGGUCAGAGCUCCUACAUCCAGUGAUUCACACUUGUUGUUGUAAAUCCUGCUUCUCCUUCUCUAUUUAGUAGUUUCAGGCGUCGGCUGUAACGCACAGUGAGAAAAAAAAAGGGAACUGUCAUUAAAUCUCGCUCGGUGCAGUGAAACCUGAGUUGACCUGCUGAAAACCACAGUGGAUGUUCUGUAAUCACAAAAAUGAACGUUUUUUUUAAACCAAUACACUUCUGCAACAUCCCACAAAGUCUUAAAGUCUGUUCUGCAUGAUUUAGUUGGUACGAUGUUGUGUUUCGAGCUGAAUAACGUGUCCGUGGAUGGAUCAGUUGUCGUCACAGUUGUUAGUGGAAGCAAAUAAGGUGAAUAUUCUGUUUCCAGCUUCUCAAAUGGGAAGAUUUGCUGCUUUCCUGUGAUUUAUGUCAUUCUAGAGUGAAUAUCUUUGGGUUUUGGUGAUUGUGCAACAAAAGAUAUUUCACAGGUUAAUGUUUUUUACCAUUUUAUGACAUUUUACGCUCUACAAGAUUAAUCUUUUAAUUGAAAAAACAAACAACAGUUUAAUUUGUAUUGCAAGUGAUCAUUAGUAGUUUUUUAGGCGCCGAUGUUUGCUUCUUAAUACAGUUUGGAUGGACAAAAAAUGAGACUGUGAUAUAUAUGAACACCACAAAAUUCUGUUUUUUAAAUGCAAAUAUGUUAAUCACACAAAACCUUCAGCUAACACCAUUUCCUUACAGCCACUCUGGUUCCUAUAAAGUGAAAAAUCAUGUGAUGAAAAUAUGACAAAAGUCGGACUUUGAAGUUCAGAAAACGCCAGCUCAGCGCCGUGAGCAGCCAGUCAGGGCUCCAUUGUCGGCAGGCCCCACUGCAGCAGCUGACACCUGCCUUCACUUCCUGAACCGGCCCACCAUCCUCCCUGAAGACCGGUGUCAUGCUUUCCUGGAGGUCGGAGGUUAAACCCAGGAGUCCCCCGAGAUCUGCGCGCAUGACCCCGUCCAGGAACAGGAGCUGGAUGAAGGAAAAUGUGUUAAUUGAGCAAAUACACGUUGAUUUAUGGAUGUUAAUUAACCACAUGUACACGUUGAUUUAGAGGCUGCAGAUUUACUGAUAAUUGUUUUCUUUAAUUGAUGGGCCUGUUUAAAGAAAGAGUUGCUGCCUUCAUUACAGGCAUUUUGACGCAGAGCUUCAAGUUAUUUUAACAAAACAAAAAGGCUCACCAUAUUCUUAAAUAUGUAAUGCAGGUAUUUCAUUCGAUAA